Molecule: messenger RNA, 96 nt
Organism: Dendronephthya gigantea
Lineage: Eukaryota; Metazoa; Cnidaria; Anthozoa; Malacalcyonacea; Nephtheidae
Exons: 2
Source: RefSeq, a predicted model, not a curated record
AUACCAUACCAUACAUACCAUACCAUACCAUACCAUACCAUACCAUAUUACCAUGCCAUACCAUACCAUACCAUACCAUACCAUACCAUACCAUAC